AGCCGGCGCCUGCGCACUGUGCGCCGAAUGUAUCAAUCUGGCCCUGGAUUUAAGUGCGUCAUUCUCGGUGUCUCCCACUGAAACCGUGAACAUGUCCAAGCGGGUGGCCGUGGUGACCGGAGCCAACAAAGGGAUCGGCCUGGAGGUGGUGAGGGCUCUGUGCCGACAGUUUGAGGGCGAUGUGUACCUGACAUCCCGGGACAGGGAGCGAGGGCAACAGGCGCUGCAAAAACUGCAGCAGGAGCAGCUGAAGCCGCUUUACCACCAGUUGGACAUCACCGAUCGGAAGAGCAUCGGAGAGCUGUGCACCUUCAUGACCCACAAGUAUGGAGGCAUCGAUGUCCUCAUCAACAACGCCGGCAUCCUCUUCAAAGUGGCAGAUACCACUCCGUUCGCGAUCCAAGCCGAGGUGACUCUGGCCACCAACUUCUUCGGGACCAGAGACGUGUGCACCGAGCUCCUCCCCAUCAUCAAACCCCAAGGGAGAGUGGUGAAUGUAUCCAGUGUGUCUGGCUCCAGGUCUUUGCUAAAAUGCAGCCCAGAGCUCCAGAAGAAAUUCCGCAGUUCCACCAUCACUGAGGAAGAACUGGUGGAGCUGAUGAAGAAAUUUGUUGAAGAUGCUAAAAGAGGGAUUCACAAUGAUCAGGGAUGGCCAUCCUUUGCCUACGGGGUUUCAAAGAUUGGCGUUACAGUCCUUUCCAGGAUCCAUGCCCGAAUGUUGCGGGAGAAGAGAGCAGGCGAUGGGAUCCUCUUGAAUGCUUGCUGCCCUGGUUGGGUAAAAACAGAUAUGGCAGGCCCCACUGCCCCGGGGACAGCAGAAGAAGGGGCAGUGACCCCAGUGUAUUUAGCGCUUCUCCCAGAAGGGGCAGAAGCUCCACAUGGAGAGUUUGUAAGCAAUAAAUCAGUUCAGAAAUGGUAAACCUUUCGGUUUUGGGGAGCAGGAUGACAAAGGCAGUGGAGAUAGAAGGAACUGAAAAUUAACCUUUGUAAUCACUAACACAGAAACUAACAAUUGCUGGGUUAUAAUUUAGUUCAGCAAGUCUCUAUUUAUUUCCACUGACUUACUCUUGAAAUAUCUUUUCCUCUAACAUUGUUAUUAAAAUCAAUAAUCUUGCCUUGUAAUAGUAUGUCAGUUCAUUAAACAAAAAAUUGUUGCCACUGA
Messenger RNA from Stegostoma tigrinum, 1162 nucleotides. Its product is annotated as carbonyl reductase [NADPH] 1. The record is from RefSeq and is a predicted model, not a curated record. The transcript is spliced from 2 exons. NCBI's taxonomy places the organism in Eukaryota, Metazoa, Chordata, Chondrichthyes, Orectolobiformes, Stegostomatidae. The coding region runs from base 92 to 919 and encodes 275 amino acids. Gene Ontology annotation, molecular function: carbonyl reductase (NADPH) activity.